Molecule: messenger RNA, 1108 nt
Organism: Cladocopium goreaui
Lineage: Eukaryota; Dinophyceae; Suessiales; Symbiodiniaceae
Source: the annotation of a GenBank genome assembly
AUGCCAAUGCGUUUUUUUGUUUGGUUUCCAGAUUUUGGUUCAAGGGCUUGGUUGCAGGUUGCCAGUCAGGUAGCACCGAUGAAGGUUCUAUCUGCACGACUGGUGCGGGCUCUUGCUGUUGGAGCAGCAGGACGUCCUCAAGCCCAACUGCGCGUGCGCGAGGUGCUGCCAUUGUCGAGUCCUUUGCGUUUGUUCAGGCCACAACUCCAGUCCAGGCGUUUGUACGCCAACCAAACGGAUGCCGAGAGUGAGGUUCCAAAAGACCAAACUGGCAAGGAUGGAAAGGAUGGAAAGGAUGACGCAAGUGUGUCUGCAGACCAAGCAGAUGAAGGUGCUCCCAGGAAAGCUGAAGAGACUGAGGAGGCAGCUGAAACUGCUGCAGAGGAGGCUCCAGAGAAGCUGCUGCAAAAAGAACUGACUGAUCUCCAGGAGCUGGUCAAACAGAAUAAACAUGAGUUACUUCUGUCUUUGGCAGAUUUCGAGAACAACAAGAAGCGCUUCUUGAAGGAAAGAGAGGAUCGUAGAAGAAGUUCGAUGUCCAACUUUGCCACCAAAAUGAUCCAGGUCUACGGAAAGCUAAAUGAUUUUGCCGUGGAGAAGCACAACUCAGGCACUGCGCAGGCAUUGCAUGAGGGUGUUGCACUUACCAGGGACUUGUACAAGGCAUCCUUGGAAAAGUUUGGUGUUCGGCCAAUUCAGGUAGAAAUUGGCGAGCCGUUUGUUGCAGCUCGCCACGAGAAAACCGAUACGAUCCAGAGUACACAAUUGCCAACAAAUUCUGUAGCUGCGAUUGUGCGACCAGGUUGGAUUCUAGAUCCCGACACUCCCAAGCCAAUUGUUCUCCAAAAAGCGGAAGUGCAUGUCUCAUCAGACGGACCCAAGGUUCCUCCAUCCUGAAUGCUCAGGCCCCUGGUGCCUUCAUAUUGCGUGACCCAGGGCGGCAAAAGCCGUACAGGUCAAACAGUUGGCUUUCAUGAAGGACAUGAAGGGCACCUCCUGCAGAGGAUCUGGAGGACCUGAGAGGACCUGAGACUUGUCGAGAGCUUUUCACCUUUGCCGAAAGUGGGCAGAAGUGUCAGAGACGGCCAUCGCGCAGCAGUGCAAAGAA